AUGAACAGCUUGGCUUUGUUCAGCGCCUGUUCUGACGACAGCUCGAACCUGGGGUCUACACCGAGAAGCAGCUUGGUGAUCACCUCAGCUGCCUUUCAAGACCACAUUAUACGAACUCUGUCAGGUCCAGGUUUCUCGCUUUAUGACCCCUUGCCGAAAGAUGUCAGAAAAGCAUCCAGAGAUCCCCAAGCAAGACAAAGAGCGAAGAGUUUGCAAAGACAGGAAGGACAAGAGGAGAGAGAACACGUGCUUGAUCCUGCUCCACCACCUUUAUCACUAGCUCAGAAGUUGGGUUUGGUAGCCUCCCCGCGAGAGAGGUUGACUGAGGACGAAUGGAUCCAGGUUAAGGCAAGGUCUGUAGUGCAGAAGGAAUCGGCUCAGCCGUGUGCAAUAUGCAGGGAGGAGUUCUGCCUUCAGUCACAGGGUUUGCUGUCUUGCUCUCACGUUUUUCACAGAACAUGUCUGCAGGCCUUUGAAAGGUAUUCUGGGAGGAAGUGCUGCCCAAUGUGCACAAGAGAGCAGUAUGAAACACGUGUGAUCCAUGACGCAGCUCACCUUUUCAGACACCAGUGUGCUACCAGGAUCCAAGCAUACUGGAGGGGCUAUGUUGCUCGGAAAUGGUACAGAAAAAUCAUAAAAACCAGAUGCCCAAAAGAUAAAGAGCUGAGACGCAAAUUCUUUGAGACAAAGUUGCAGGAGUUGAAUGACAGCUUUGUCCGAUACUGUCACACCGACACGGAGGCUUUUCUGAGUGAUAUCGACCGCUCUCUGUCAUCAAGCAGACAAGUGUUCGAGCAGCUGGAGAGAAAGAGUGUCUCCGUACCUCAGCAGAGCAACUGGGACCGCAUAAAGAGCCAGGUUAUCCAGAGAGGUGUGUGGGACUGCCCCAUCUGCCUGAGCACUCUGUGCAACCCUGGCCUCCCGUCAGAGUGUAGUACGUCCAGCAGACGACUUUGACGCACCGUACUCCUGUCUUGUUCUCAUGUUUUCCACCAGCUCUGCUUGGAAGCUUUCACAACAGAUAGAAGACCUACAUGUCCAGUAUGCAGAUCCCAAUACCACAAACAUCUCAUCUAA
This is a messenger RNA of Cololabis saira (Pacific saury), 1077 nucleotides long. It is a transcript of the gene rnf32, whose product is annotated as ring finger protein 32. NCBI's taxonomy places the organism in Eukaryota, Metazoa, Chordata, Actinopteri, Beloniformes, Belonidae. The transcript has 7 exons. The record is from RefSeq and is a predicted model, not a curated record. Gene Ontology annotation, molecular function: protein binding.